Seminavis robusta is the source of this 1227-nucleotide messenger RNA. The record is from the annotation of a GenBank genome assembly. NCBI's taxonomy places the organism in Eukaryota, Bacillariophyta, Bacillariophyceae, Naviculales, Naviculaceae.
AUGCAGUUGGAAUAUGAUUCUCCCAAUUUGGUACAAAGAUUCCUUUUGGUUCUCUUUUACUACCAAACCACCAGGCAUCAACCAUGGCAUGAGUGCAACCCACCUCCAGCUACCCAAGGGAGUGCAACCUCUGGUCUCUGUUAUAAACCUCAUUAUCUCUCUGGUGAGACAUCAAACAACAUAUGGGGGGACUGGUGGCUCUCUGCAAGUCAUGAAUGCCAGUGGGCUGGAAUCACUUGUGGAACUUCCAAACACGAGGAAAAGAGAAUCAUCGAGGUAACACUGUCUACAAACCAACUCAAUGGCCCACUGCCAUGGGAAAUCUUGCAAUUGGCACAACUGAAGCAUUUAGAGCUGAGUUACAAUGUGCUGACAGGAACGCUUUCCCCAAGGUUGUUCUUGAGUGAAUAUGCCUUGACAAUGGAGCAUCUCGACUUGAUUGGAAACAGAUUGACUGGAACAAUCCCGGGAGAAUGGUUUGUGGAUCUUCACGAAGGAAACGGUAAACUUGAGCUACUUCUGAUUGCAGAGAACAGGUUGACCGGGACAAUUCCUUCCGAAGUGGGUUUGUUCCCUUUGAGGGUGUUGGUUGCAGGAAGAAAUGCGUUGAUUGGGUCACUUCCAAUGGACCUAUUCUACCAGAGUUCAUUGGCGAUACUUCACGUGGAAGACAAUCAGAUCACGGGAACCAUACCCACUGAAAUUGGCCUACUUGCAAGCUUGACCCAGAUUAAUCUUUCUGGCAAUAGCAUUUCCGGGUCCUUGCCCUCGGAGAUUGGAUUGGCAAAAGGGCUCACUCGUAUCCAUCUGAAUGCUACAAACAUGGAAGGAACGCUCCCCGAAGAGCUCUACAGUGAACUCAAUAAUCUACGACGGUUGGACUUGAAUGGAUGCAACUUCUCUGGGACAAUCAGCUCAUCACUUGGUCUUUUGACAAAACUGCAUUGGAUUCAGCUUGCUAACAACGACUUCCAUGGCACCAUUCCGAAUGAAAUCGAGACAUUGACCGGCCUGAGGCAACUUCUAGUGAACGGGAAUAAGCUGUCUGGAACUGUUCCGGUAUCUGUCUGCCAAAACUUUGCAUAUCUUGAAAAAAACAAGCAUUCCGAAGUUUUGUUGGUGGCAGACUGUUUACCCAAUACAGAAACUGGAGUCCCUGCCAUUGGUUGUGCUGAUGAUUGCUGCACAAGUUGUUGUGACGUGAAUGGGGUUUGCCUUGCCAACUGA